UAGCAGUCACGUGACUAGAUUGGCUUCUGGUUGAUCUAUUGCACUGGCACAAACAUGUAUGCUCAAACAAUGUGAGCAUUUCAUACCAAAGUUCGGUUCUUCGAUACUUGCAAUAUCUCUCCACCCGUAUCUCAAUGCCAAGAAAAGAAUGUGUGGAUGUGAAAUCUCUUGUUAUCAAACCAUCCGCGUGACGUGCCUCCAAUAGCUGCCGUGCCAGCGGGAAUCUCAACCAUCUUCAAACAUGGUCGACAGCAGUAUCAUCGUCAUCAUCAUCGCCGGCGUCAUUCUUCUCUGUGUCUUCGGUCUCUGUUUGAAACAGUGCAGAACAGCGUAUCUCAGAGAUGUGCAGCAGAAGAAGAGGCAGAAGCUGCGAGCAGCGCAGCGUGCGGGCAGGAUGCAGCAGCAGCACCGGAAACUGAUGGAUGCCAUAUCAGACGUCUCCAGCCAGCCGUCCAGCAUCCACGCCGAGCAUACGGUCUCGUUACAGAGCAGCACUGUGGCGGUGAACGUGAACAACAACGAUCACAACAGAAACGUAUCAGAGAAACGUGAAAAGUUUGGAGGGCCGAGCAAGUUCCAGUCCGAGAUCUACCACCGCAGCUACGACUACCCGCGACUGCAGCUGAAAUCUCUGAAGGUUAACCUUCACAAAAUCUCCGAGGAGAAUCUCAGCGAUGGCGCCACCGGCGCCAAGAAGACGUUGCCCGGCUCCGUCGCCAUGGCAACGGAUCUGUGGCGAUCGGCGUCGGAUGCCGACGUUCCCCGCCUCUGCGCGCGCAGUGCCGACGUCGAGGAGCGGACUGGCAGCAUCCCUGACGUCACGUCGUCGGUGCUAGCCGGCCAGAUAGCCGCCAGGAUGGAGGAGAUACGCGCCGGCAAGCGUCCCGCAAAGUAUCUCGACCAGGGGCGCCAUCCGCAGCUGCCCAAGCACAGUCCCCUUGUGAAGAAGGUCGUCGCCGUGCACGGCCGCAGAGACGAUAGCAGACGCGGUGACCACCGCGAGCCGAUGCACAUUUAGUGGCGUCUCGUUGCGUCACCAAAUGGCCGGUUGGUGGCGCCACUUGUAUCAAUGAAUGAUCGUUGAGGGCAUCAAAGAGCAUUCGUAGAUCUACCAUAGAUAUGGAAUAGAAGAAUAGAAUGUACUCUAUAUCUAUGGAUCUGCUGAUCGUGUAGUGGCGUCCUCUUCAUCUAUUUAUAGUGUAUAGCACCCUCUCGAUCUACUGAUGUUUAAUCAUGUGACAAUUUGGCUAGAAUCUUCCGUGCCUAAUUUGUGAUUUUUUACACUUCAUAACGAGUAAUUUAUAAAUCGGGGAAAGUAUACUACUAUGUAACUGGAAGUUAAUAAACAGAUUAUAGUGUCUCAAUA
This is a messenger RNA of Priapulus caudatus, 1366 nucleotides long. RefSeq lists its product as uncharacterized. The record is from RefSeq and is a predicted model, not a curated record. The transcript is spliced from 4 exons. Bases 242 to 1018 code for a protein of 258 amino acids. Lineage: Eukaryota; Metazoa; Priapulida; Priapulimorpha; Priapulimorphida; Priapulidae.